AUGUCCUCAGACCUAACUUACUUUAUUCACAGUCUGAGACCAGGCUUGGGGGAUGAAGACAGACUUCACCUACCCACAACUAAAUUGUCUCAAAAUCUCUCUUCAUCUCCGGCUUCACCUCAAACACCAGAGAGCACAGGCUUUACUGUUGAUCGCACAUACCCUGCUGCUCUGACUUUGGGCUCUAACAAUGAGGCGACGUACAUCUCAUCCCAUGGAGCAUGCCCACAUGACUUGUGCUGCCAUGCUUUGCAUCAUGGACCGCUUGGUGGUUGCUCUCAUGGUACCAACGACAGCCUCUCACGCAGCUCCUCCUUCAGCGGAAACACAUGGCCAGUUGCUGGCCCCUCGCUCUCAGACGAUCGCUUCCCGAAUCUUGACCUGAGCAGUGUACCCUACUCAAUCAACAACUUGUCUGCACAUACCAGUCAACUGGAUUUCCAAGCUGUUGAUGCUUUCGAAUGGAACAGUUUGCAUGCUCCGCAACAGUCCCUCGCAGAUUUGCAUAUCACCGACAAUACACCAUUGACAGCACAAUGUCCAGGUGUGACCCCUUUGCGCCAGAGCAACGAUACUGGCCUCGUUUCUUUGGGCAUCCCAGACGAACAGUCUGUCCACGCUCUUGAGUUAUUCGACUUCUCUAUCGGCAGUGGAUUCAAUAAUUCGAUUUCAGUAUUCCUCUCAGGCGCUGCGAGCCCCCAAGGAUCUCUUCCACACAAACAAGGCGCACAGCCCGAUGCUGUUGACUGGGAUUCUCAGACCCCCCUCGCUGGGACUGGUAGCAUUAAACGCUCCAGAGAUGAGUCCGGUUCGGAUGAUUCAUCAACCUCGGGCGAUUGUCCGUUCUGUGAAAACUUCAGUGGAGAUGCGAAGCAACUUAGGUUCGUGUACUCGUAA
Colletotrichum abscissum is the source of this 897-nucleotide messenger RNA. RefSeq lists its product as uncharacterized. The transcript has 2 exons. Lineage: Eukaryota; Fungi; Ascomycota; Sordariomycetes; Glomerellales; Glomerellaceae. The record is from RefSeq and is a predicted model, not a curated record. Bases 1 to 897 code for a protein of 298 amino acids.